Messenger RNA from Malassezia vespertilionis, 456 nucleotides. RefSeq lists its product as uncharacterized. Gene Ontology annotation, cellular component: mitochondrial inner membrane. Bases 1 to 456 code for a protein of 151 amino acids. Gene Ontology annotation, biological process: mitochondrial respiratory chain complex IV assembly. The record is from RefSeq and is a predicted model, not a curated record. The transcript has a single exon. NCBI's taxonomy places the organism in Eukaryota, Fungi, Basidiomycota, Malasseziomycetes, Malasseziales, Malasseziaceae.
AUGUGGAACCGGAUUCUGGCGCGCUCUGUCCGCGGUGUGCAUUCGCACGCGCUGCGACCCACAAUGCCGCGUGCAGAGGAGAGCAUACGUGAUAUCGGCAAAGCACAAAGCACAUACCAUCCGCACGGGUACGGAAACUCUGCUGGUUACAUUCGCGCACGGAAGCCGUACGUCGUGAAGAAUGUGGUCGGUGCAUUGAUCCUCGCUGCGUUCGUCACGGGCGUGUAUGCGUACUCGAUUGUGAUGGUCGAGCAAGACGACUUUUCUGAUAUUGAAAACAUUGGCGCCACGCCUAGCUCACAGCAGGCCCACGCUCCAGCGCCGGAUCGGGUGGCGGAAGUGAUGGAUACAUCGCUCCACGAAUCGCUCCGGCCCCGUGGUAUUCUAAGUGGGUCGGCAGAGAAACACACAUCAGGCCUAGUGCAGGAGCCAGCGGUGAACAGAAAGCUGAUUUGA